GUACUUGUAUUUCUACACUACAAUAUUAGUGUGCGUGCUAACUGUGGAAUGCGGAUUCAUGCUGGAAGGGACAUAUUGUUUAAAAAAGCUGUCUUUUCCAACUCGAGUUGUCCGUCACUUGAAAUCAAGAAAAAUGUAUUACAUCUGGGCUGCAGUUGUGGCUAGUUUUGCCGUGAUCGUUGUAUAUUUUCAGCUUCCAUUCAUCGUUUUUCCUGUUCUCCUGUUUCUGGCGUUUCUGGCAUCUGGGGGAAAGGAUUUUCCGCGAGUUUUCUUCCGAACAAUUUUGCGCGAUAUAAGGUAGGUGUGUUUGUUUCGAUGCGUUUUCCCUACUUACAAUAUGGCCUGAAACUCGACACAACGGAACAUUAGUCGAUCGAAAAACAGCUGCAGUACGUAUGCCAGCUUACCGCUCGAACCUAAGCUCAUUCGUUCGCUUAGAGCUCAUGCUUUUGUGCUUUUAAAAUGACACGUCGGUUACUGAUGAAACGAUUAUGAUAUACGGUUAUCUUAGUCUGAUCUGAAACAAUUUGCAUAAUUUAUUGAACCAUGUAUGAUUUGAUAUUUUAAUUUGGUCAUGCAAACUUAUCCAGCUUUCCCAUUUCGUAUACAUGUGAUUUUAUCACUUUUCAUUAUACCCUUGAAUUGACCAUUGAAUUCAUGUCCUGAAAACACGAGGAAAUAUUACCGUAUAACCCCACACUAUUCCAAAACAAAGCCUUAGUUCCUAAGGCAAUCUUUUGUUUUCGCCAUAAUGUUUUCUUUGUCCAAGAACUGUAUGUUUAAGGAAGUAUGGGGGUGUGUGGAAAUCUUCCAAACAUGUAAUAGCACAGUUUAGUCUUUGAAGAGGGAACUUUGUCUUUGACUUAUAAAAACUCUUUGUGCAGGCUUGAAUAGAGAAUGGUUCUUAGGGCCUUUACAUCGAUUCCUACAUCCAUUUGAAAGUAAUUACUUUCUGGUGUCCUUUCACAUGAUCUGAGUUUUUGUAUUAUUCCACAUAACCAUGGAAGGUCUAUUUACUUGAUUGUAUUAGUUUUUAUAAUGAGAUGAAGAGGGUUGAUCCUUCAUUUUUUUAAUUUGUUUGCUAUAGUCAAGACUAACUGGCAUGGUUACUUCCUUUAUACCUUAUCUCUCCCUUCCCUCUAAGGUGAUACAUGCAAGAUUAAGUGUUAAAUGUACACUGUUAAUCAGCUUGUGGCUUGUGAGCCAGAAGGAGUUUAUUCCAGUUUCAAUACCAUAAAGUGAUUAAAAGUAUCAUCACUCAACCCUGGGUAGGAUACUUUUAAGUUUUGUUAGGUUACCUUGACAGUUUCAGAGCAACCAUUUGUAGUCCUUGGUGAAGAGAGACACUGGGAGAAUUAUGUUUUUUGCCAAAGAACAGAGGUUUCAAAACAAGCUGGCGACCGCCAGAGGUCUGCCAGCUACUUGAUAACACGACGCCAGUUUCUCUGGUCAAAAUAAUUACCUUUAGGCCCUUAAUGAACUUUUUACAGUCACUUACCUUUGUAGAGUAUAAGGCUUACUUCAAAACAGUUUGAAACCCUUGCAAGAACACAACACAGUAAAUUGGCAAUGGCUCAAACUUGUGUAUUAACCCUUUAACUCUCAAGAUCUGAUUGUUAAUUCUCCCCUCUAGCUGCUACACAUUUCCUUGUAAAUUAGUUAUGAGAACUUGAUGCCAGAUCAAGAUAGCAGCUUCUACCUGAUAAGUUUGAAUAUUCUCAUUACCUGUUUGCUGAAUAAUGUAUGGAUAUUGUAAGGAGAAGUUUUAUGUCAAUCACUUCUAGGAGUUAAAGGGUUAAUGCAUGGUCAAGUGCAGUAACCAUUGCGUUACUCAUUGUGUGCAUGCUUAAGCCUUUGACCCCUAAGAGUGAUUAGGAUCGAAUUUCUCCCUGAUUCACUCCUGAAUCACUCCUUAACCCUUUAACUCCCAGAUAAAAUUUGUAGUUCUCCUUACUGUCAACCAUACAAUUCUUAUAAUGUUAGUUCAGAGAAUUUAGUAUUGGAUCAGCUAAUUAUCCUCAAAUUGAUAUUUUUCUUUAUUCUCAUCCUUUAUCUGGUGGAUAUUGUAUUGAUAUUGUAAGAAGAAAUUCUAUCUUGAUCACUCAUGGGAGUUAAAGGGUUGAGGUCAUAAGAAAAAAAUGAAAUGAUCACCGACUAAAGAAGCUCAUCAUUUGUUCAACAAAUUCUCCAAGUCAGCACCACAGGGAAUGUAUAGAGAACAGUAUAGAGAUUAUGUAUACAGACAUUAUGGUGUUACGGUUUAAGUUAUGGGAAUGUGGCAUUGUAUCAGACUGACUUCAUUUGUUAUCUUACUUUCUUUACCAUUCUUUACUAUUCUUCUUUCUUCAUCAGGGGUUUUUCACGUUUUGCUAAUCUGCUUAUCACCACUCGAUUACAUGUCAAGAACAGGCGGACAGUUUCUGAUAUGUUUCAGGAAACAGUGUCCAAGCAUCCCCAAAAGCCUGCCAUUAUAUUUGAAAAGAGAAUGUGGUCAUUUAAAGAAGUAGAUGAAUAUUCGAACAGGAUCGCAAAUUUUUUCAAGGCACAGGGAUACCAGAAAGGCGACGUGGUAGCCCUUUUCUUGGAAAACUGUCCUGAGUUUAUUUGCAUCUGGCUUGGAUUAUCCAAACUUGGUGUAGUUACAGCACUUAUCAACACCAAUCUGCGAGUGGAUUCACUUUUUCACUGUAUAUCUGUAGCUUCUGUUAGAGCUGUGAUCUUUGGUACAGAUCUGUCAGGUAAUAUAUUUAGAUGUCUCUUAUUUGAGACAGGGUGAAACAUGUAAGGGGGAGGAGUCUGUUCCAUGGUUGAUUGGAGGAAAAUAGUGAAUCAGUUAGUAUAAAAAUUAAUUUGUCUCAGAUGGUGGAAAACAAAGUGAAAUGUCCCAAACCCUUUAGUCAUUGAUUGUGUGUUUGUUCUGAAGCCAACAUGAAUGCAAUUAGACAUUUGUCAUCUCUCUCACCAGUGUCUCCAUUUUUUCUUUCCCACAGUUUCCUCUUAAUGUUUUCUGGUUAAUUAAUUAUUCCCAUCAGCAGUCAGUUGAAAACAUCCUUGAAAUUAACAUAUUGUUGGUAUUUUUUUGGUAGAUGCUAUAAAGGAAAUUCGUACAAAAAUUCCAGAAGUUGUAGAGCUCUACUCCAUUGGAGUUAGAUCGACUUCCAUGGCCUCUGUAGUUCAUUUGAACCAGGAAAUUGAAGCAAGUUCACCUGCAAUGCCUGAAGUCGAUCAUCCUAAAUCUCAUGCUGGUAUUGAAAUAAGAUGAUUCUAUGUAUUUAAGAAGUUAAUGCUGUCCACAGUAAUUUGUUGACCAGAGGUUGUGGAUAGUGUGGGGUUGUACGUCACAAGAGAUUGCACUUACAUUUAUAUAUCCUUGAGUUCAUUGAGCUUUGAUAUCUGCUCAAUAACAAAAAUUUUUGGCAGUUUCUCAGUGAAAUAUUGGCAGAUAUGGUUACCUAGAGGUUAAUGCUUAACCCUUUAACUCCCAAGAUCUGAUUGUUAAUUAUCCCAUCUAGCUGUUUCUCAUUUCCUUGUAAUUUAGUGACAAGAAUUUGGUGUUAUGCCAUAAUAACAAUCUCCAACUGAUAAGUUUGAGUUAUCUCAUUACCUGUUUGUUGGAUGAUGUAUGGAUGUUGUUGGUAGAAGUUACAUGUAAAUCACUUCUGAGAGUUAAAGGGUUUAGCUUUUAAACCCUAACAUCAGUAUUAAUAUUCUCCCUACUGUUCUCUUUACAUUUUCUAAGAUGCUGACCAGAGGAACUUGUUAAACAAUUAACAGCUCUUUCAGUUGGUGACCAUUUCCUUUAUUUUCAUGACCUUUAUUGUUUGAUUCAACAAUGAUACUGUAAGUAGAAACUAGGUGCCAAUUGCUCUUGGGGGUCAAUGAUGUAUGGCUGCACACUUGGUGUUCUGGAUUUCAGCCCUGUCUGGUUUAUUUUGUUAAAUCUUCAACCUUUUGCGUAUUUUUCACUUAUAUUCUGAUUCAGCAGUAAAUGAUACUUUUGUCUAUGUAACUAAGAGAGUAUUCAUCUCUUAAUUUAACUAACAACUUUUCCUUAUCAUUUUCAUAUCAUUUACUUUAUGUAUUUACCUUUCUAAUUUUCAAAUUAGACGUAUUAAUGUAUAUAUACACAUCUGGGACGACUGGAUUACCCAAAGCUGCUGUUGUAACAAGUGCCAGGUGUGCAUACUUGAAUGUUUACGAGUAAUUGAAAGAACUUUUUUGCAAGAACAUUUAAAAACAAAGGCACAUACACAAAGAUAAUUUUAUGCUGUCAGGCUGCAUAGCUGGUGACUUUGCGUUUGUUUAGAGAUGUUGAAUGGCAAGACAGCAAAAGGCAUGGAACAGAUAACCGUUAAGUUUCCCUUAACAUACUCAAUUUUAUUGGUGCCCGCGACCCGUGACCUGCGUUUUAGAUUCGUGAUCGGAGAUUCGCCACCCGUCUGAAUAGUCUCCGCAAGCAUCAACAACUUAGAGUGAUGGAUGAAAGCGAUCUCCGCAGAAAUGAAAACUACUUGCAAUAGUGAAAAUAAGGUGUGAAAAAAAUUCAGGCUUGUACGGAAUUUGGACCCAUAACUUUUGCGACACCAGAGUAAUGCACCGAGAUCGCAAAGGUGAUAGGUUGAACCCCCGUCCUGAGUUUUUUUCAGGCCUUGUUUUUAUCUACUGCUCAGGUAAUGUUCAUUAUUGCGAAGAUCGCUUCAUUUAUUUCUUAAUCUGCCGUUCACAUAUAUGAUUUUCAUAUAUUCACAAUCAAAUUUGUGUAAAUUGAAUGUGAAGCGUUGAAAGCCACCUUAACCGAGAUCGUUUUUUCUUUAUUUCAGAUUCUUCAGGAAUUCAUACGGGGUGGUCUGUGCACUGAAGGUGCGCAGUGAUGAUGUAGUUUACUGCUCCAUGCCACUGUACCAUAGUGCAGCUGGAAUAUUGGGUGUUGGAAUGUGUUUCUUAGGUGGUUGUACGUUAGCGCUAAGACACAAAUUCUCUGCCAGCAGUUUCUGGGAUGACUGCAUUGAAACAAAGGCUACGGUAAGUGUGUUCUGUAUCUUCAAUGUUCAAGGCCUGUAAUCGUAAAAUCGUACGCAUUUGCCGAGGUUCACAAAUGAGCGUGGAAUUUUCAAGAAUUAGUAGUCCAUACUUUGGUCUCUUCCCUUGACUCCUCAGAGCUUUUCUCAGGAGAUAUCCCUCGCAGAAUAGAGAACUGAAGCUUGAUGUGUACAAACUACAGCAAAAAUUGAAUUUAUUGUCGCCAGUCCUUAGCCGUUUGUGCAUCGGGAUUAAAAUAUUUUGCCUUCAAGGUUGCAGGCUUUGCUGUUGCUGUAAAUGUCACGCUUAAUCAACUUGCGCUGGAAAUACAGUGUAUUCGUGCCUGUUCCCUCCCAUUCCCUGAGGAUUAUUGCUUCAAAUAAAUUUCCCGCUCUCUCCUUUCUUCUUAUGUAUUCUUAUCUUACUAUUAGCAAUCUCUGUUACAUUUUUAUACAAUAUCCUUUAAUAGUGCGAUAUUAUUGCUUUUUAUAUUGUAGACCUCGUCUUUUUUUUUUCUGUUGUAUAUUGCAGUUUUUCGUUUUUUAUAUUGUAGUUUUUAACAGGUGAAGAGUCACCGGGUGGAUACACUGUUAAUAAACCACUAUUAUUAUUAUUAUUAUUAUUAUUAUUAUUGUUAUCUUUUGUCUCUAUACUCAAAGUGGUUUUUUUGGACACAAUUCUUGGAAGAGUCUUCACUUUCAGCUAUCUGUGUUCUUUUUUCGUUCAUUCUUACAACUUUAGAAGUUUUUUUUCCCUAUCUUUUCAAAUUUAUAUUUUUGGGAUGCGCGUCGCAGAAUACGAUUCGUAGUAUCGUCAAUGUGUUCCUUCUCUUACUCACAGGUCGUUCAAUACAUUGGUGAACUCUGCCGAUAUCUCUUGUCCCAACCUCAUCGUCCUUCAGAAAACAAGCACUCUGUCCGCCUGGCGAUUGGUAACGGCCUCCGGCCUCAGAUAUGGAAAGAAUUCCAGACGCGUUUUGGCAUAGAGGAGAUUGGAGAAUUUUACGGUUCCACAGAGGGGACGGCCUCUGUGAUAAACAUUGACAGUACCCCCGGUGCAUGUGGAUUCGUGUCUGAGAUCUUACCAUCCGUCUAUCCUGUAGUGAUUUUCAAAGUUGAUCCUGAAACAGGUGAACUAGUGCGCGGUCCGGAUGGACUGGCUGUGAGAACAAAGCCAGGGGAAGUUGGACAGAUUGUUGGAAAGAGCUCAAGAGGUAAUUAUUUGGUGAGGGGUGGUUAUCAGGUGAUCGAAGGAAAUAUGAGGAAAAGCCUAAUUAUCACAAUUUGCAAAUCGGAAGUCGCAGCAGAUACACAUGACCAGUGGAAACCUCGAGGCAAAGCCUAUUGUCAUACAUGAUACUGUCUAGGGAAGUUUAUGUGGAUCAAUAUCAGUAUCUGGGCAACUGCCCACCUACCCCUCCCCUAACCCAACAACAGUCAAGGUUAAUGUUGGGUUAGGGGAGGGGUAGGUGGGCAGUUGCCCAGAUACUGAUAUUGAUCCGUUUAUGUUCGGACGCUUCCGAGGAUGUGAGGGUUUAUUGUGUUGGUUCUUAUGGAUCGUUAUCAAAUAGUCGCCAUUUUAAGCGCUAAAGUCUUCUGAUGUCCUUUUGGGGAUCGAGUCAAGGCAACCUACUUUUAAUAAAGUAAUGUCAGGGUUCAGGGUUGAUUGUAUUUUUAGAAAUUCUCAACAUGCCGUACACAAGACGCUUUCGACGUUUCGAUUCAAGCAGUAGGCAGGGAAAUAUCCCAUGUGUACCUAGUAUACAACUUGGGCUGUACCUCCCCAUUAGUUCCUCACUACCCUUAUCACUAUGUGGUAGAACGCCCAUGAUUGUGAAUCAUGGGCUAGACACCUCUCCCCCCCUCUCCCCCCCAGCAGAUUGUGAAUAAUUCUGAAUUCUGAAUUCAAAUAUUUCUUCUUUAUACAAGUUAACUUUAUAAACAAUAUAUUGUCAUAUGAUAUCGUCAUUUCACAUAAAAUUCUCAAAACAAACAUUCUAAUAGGUGUAAGGCGUCAGUUAGAAGAGUUUUCGAUUUGAUCUUGUCACUUUUCUUUACGCCACCUGUAGGUGAUCCUUCCCUGCGCUUUGACGGAUACCUAAACUCGGUUGAAACCAAAAAGAAAAUUGCUCACGACGUUUUCCGCAAAGGCGACGCAGCAUUCCUUUCCGGAGACUUAGUCGUCCGAGAUGAGCUCGGCUACAUUUAUUUUCACGAUCGCACCGGCGACACGUUCCGAUGGCGUGGCGAGAAUGUAUCGACGGCCGAAGUGGAGUCGGUGAUGAGCAAAGUGGUAGGCCUUCGCGAUGUUGUUGUCUACGGCGUCGUGAUCCCAGGCACUGAAGGGCGUGCGGGCAUGGCUGCUAUAGUUGAUCCUGAAUGCAAGGUCGAUCUUAUGGAGCUAGCUGCCAGUUUGAAGAAACUUCUCCCGAGUUACGCCUGUCCCAUGUUCCUCAGAAUCGUUCACAGCGUCGACUUAACGGGAACUUUCAAACUUCAAAAGUCCAAGUUGAGAAACGAGGGCUUUAAUAUCGGAGUUAUAGAGGAUCAACUGUUUUACUUUGAUAGCAAAGAGAAAACGUACCUAGCCCUAGAUGAGAUCAAGUAUGAGCAGAUAAUUCGUGGCGAGAUCAGAAUGUAGAAAGUAUAGAUAUUUUUUCGUUUAGGAACUCUGUUACAAUUAUAGUGAAAAGCAUAACUUUUAAUUUAACAAACGGAUCAGAACCCGAAAUAUUUGAAAAUAGAAUUUAAGAACGUUAUCUAGCAAAAGGAAAGUCACGCCCCUUAAGAAGUGGAAAACAGUACACUGGUACAGACUAUACUCGGGACUAGUUUUAGCACGAGUUCUUCCAAUGUUAUCCGUUAUUCUACGAUAAUCAUAUAUGCAUAUUCCUUUCGGCGGCCACCGGAAACGUAAAACUAUCCAGCAAAGACAAUACUUUGCCAAAGAAAUAUACCAUACUUCUACUUAAAAGGGAUGUUUUGAUCGUUUGCGUUAUUUUCUUUCCAACUUGUGACUAGUGCAGUGAAUCAAAAUGGAGGAAUCCUCAGUUGCUAAAAACGGUAUCAGGAACUUUU
Molecule: messenger RNA, 8096 nt
Organism: Pocillopora meandrina
Lineage: Eukaryota; Metazoa; Cnidaria; Anthozoa; Scleractinia; Pocilloporidae
Source: the annotation of a GenBank genome assembly